Molecule: messenger RNA, 2159 nt
Organism: Sphaerulina musiva SO2202
Lineage: Eukaryota; Fungi; Ascomycota; Dothideomycetes; Mycosphaerellales; Mycosphaerellaceae
Product: histidyl-tRNA synthetase
Exons: 1
Coding region: 126-1706 (526 amino acids)
Biological process (GO): histidyl-tRNA aminoacylation; mitochondrial translation
Cellular component (GO): mitochondrion; cytoplasm
Molecular function (GO): histidine-tRNA ligase activity; ATP binding
Source: RefSeq, a predicted model, not a curated record
ACCACCACCACCACCACCAACAUCACCUUCUCCGCACUCCCCGCACUCCACCACUACGUCGAUACUACCACGAACAGCCCACCGAAGCAGAAAGAAACAGAGACAGAGACAGACAACUCGACGCCAUGGGCAAGGACAAGAAAGAGCAGAUUAUGCUCAAAGUACCCAAGGGGACCAAAGAUUGGGAUGGCAAGGACAUGGUCAUUCGCGAGCGCAUCUUCUCCACCAUCGCCGAAGUCUUUAAGCGUCACGGCGCCGUCACCAUUGACACUCCCGUCUUCGAGCUAAAGGAGAUUCUUUCUGGCAAAUAUGGCGAAGACAGCAAGCUCAUCUAUGACUUGGCCGACCAGGGCGGAGAGAUGUGCUCGCUGCGAUACGACUUGACUGUCCCUUUUGCGCGCUGGCUGGCCAUGAACUCAAGCAUCUCUAGCAUCAAGAGAUAUCACAUUGCCAAGGUCUACCGACGAGAUCAGCCCGCCAUGACCAAAGGACGAAUGCGAGAGUUCUACCAAUGUGACUUUGAUAUUGCGGGCGAGUACGACUCCAUGAUUCCCGACUCGGAAAUCCUGCGCAUCAUUGUAGAGAUCUUUGAGGCGCUGGGCUGGCAGGGCCGCUAUACCAUCAAGCUCAACCAUCGCAAGAUCCUCGACGGCAUCUUCCAGGUGUGCAAAGUUCCCGACGACAAGAUCCGCACCAUUUCAUCAGCAGUAGAUAAGUUGGAUAAGUCACCGUGGGAAGAGGUGCGUCGAGAGAUGACCGAAGAAAAGGGCUUAGAUGCUGCGAUUGCAGACCGUAUAGGCGAGUAUGUCGUGGGGCGGAAGGGCAGCGAGGAACUGUUGGCAGAACUGCAAAAAGACGAGGAAUUGCAAGGGAAUGAGUCGGCCAAGGCUGGUCUGCAGGAUAUUCAGACGCUCUUCAAAUUCCUCAAGAAAUUUGGCAUCCUCGACCGAAUAUCGUUAGACAUGUCGCUUGCUCGUGGUCUCGACUACUACACGGGCCUCAUCUACGAAGUCGUCACAGAAGGAUCUGCACCGCAGACCAGCGAAGGCCAGGCACUGCAACAAGAAGCGAAGAAGUCUUCACGAUCGAAGAAAAGUGCUGAUGGGGAUGAAGACCGCUCCAACGAUCCUACCGUCGGUGUAGGGUCUGUCGCCGCUGGAGGUCGGUACGAUAAUUUGGUGGGCAUGUUCAGCGGGAAGAAGACGAUCCCCUGCGUGGGCAUCUCGUUCGGAGUGGAGCGCAUCUUCAGUAUCACAAAACAACGACUCGCAGCAGACGCAUCGGCAGCUCCGAUCAGAGCAAACGAGGUGGACGUCUAUGUCAUGGCAUUUGGUGGCAAGGGGUUCGAAGGUCUGUUAGAAGAACGAAUGGAAGUUGCUGCGCGACUAUGGGAUGCUGGCAUCAAAGCCGAGUUUCUGUGGAAGACCAAGCCGAAACUUCCUGCACAAUUUAAAGCUGCCGAGGUGAGCGGUAUACCCUUUGCCGUCAUUCUCGGCGACGAGGAGCUCGCUGCCGGCAAAUGCAAGAUCAAGGAAAUGGGUCUGCCCGAGGGACAUGCAGAAAAAGAUGGUGUCCUCAUAGAUUUGGCCAAUUUGGAGCAGGAAGUGAAGACUCGCAUCUCCAAACAAGCAACGGUAGCCACGCUCUCCAAUGGUGUGAGUUCGAUUGAUCUCAAAGUCGAAGCCGCUGGAGUCAAGACGGACUAGAGAUACAGGAGAAACACCUACUUUUGCGGGUCAUACAUGUAUGCUCGCAUCAGGAUUGUAUUGUGCGUGUCGAGAUGGAAACACGCGCAUGAUGAUACCCACGGCGGAGCGCUGUACGGCUCGGAAAAAAACAGGAGACGGGAUAUCUUCGCCAUCGCAGAUACGUUUCCGGCUACAGAUAGAAUGGUGAGUAGAAACAGAGAAGAGACAUCACCACUUUUCGCAGUUCACUUCACUUGACUUUAUCCCUGAUAGCAUUUCUCACGCCUGGCUCGAUGAAUGUCGUUUUCGUGCCACCUCCACAUGCAAGUUGAAUAGUAUCAGAAGGCGGACCAAGAUCUAUCUGUUCAGAAUGGUGAGGUCAGCGGGGACGAGAGAUUUGUCUUGUAUUUUGAGUGGAGGUACGUGGAAAUAUAAGAAUAGAACGAGACAAGGCAAGACAUGAAGUAGGAC